Molecule: messenger RNA, 554 nt
Organism: Prunus mume (Japanese apricot)
Lineage: Eukaryota; Viridiplantae; Streptophyta; Magnoliopsida; Rosales; Rosaceae
Source: RefSeq, a predicted model, not a curated record
AAUGUUCGAAUGGAUAUGCUUGAUAUGCAUAUAAGCCAGCCUGUUAUGAAAAUUUUGAGAUGGUCGUUUAGUGAUGUUAUUCAUGCUUGUGCACGAUUAAGAAAUGGUGGCUUGGCAGAACAGUUGAUCCUACAGAUGCAAAAAUUUGGGUUGCAACCGUCAAGCCAUACAUAUGAUGGCUUUGUCAGAGCAGUUACUUCUGAGCGAGGUUUCAGUAGUGGAAUGGAAAUUUUAAGAAUUAUGCAGCAGAGAAAUUUGAAGCCGUAUGAUUCUACUCUGGCAAACCUUUCUAUAGGUUGCAGCAAAGUGCUAGAAUUGGAUUUCGCUGAGGCUCUGCUGGAUCAAAUAUCUGAAUGUUCAUAUCCACAUCCUUUCAAUGCUUUUCUUGCAGCAUGUGACAUGGUGCAACAUAGUGGCUAGAACCACAUUUACCGAAUUUGAGAUGGAGUGGGAGAGCCUUGGAGAGAGCCAUAGAGAGGGAGCCAUGGAGAGAAAGAGCCAUGGGAGCUUUGAAAUUGGGUCAGAAGUGGAGAGGAAGACAUUGGGUCCUUCAA